Messenger RNA from Hemisphaericaspora subhashii, 1218 nucleotides. It is a transcript of the gene GLG2, whose product is annotated as Glg2p. The transcript has a single exon. Gene Ontology annotation, molecular function: glycosyltransferase activity. The coding region runs from base 1 to 1218 and encodes 405 amino acids. Lineage: Eukaryota; Fungi; Ascomycota; Pichiomycetes; Serinales; Debaryomycetaceae. Gene Ontology annotation, cellular component: cytoplasm. The record is from RefSeq and is a predicted model, not a curated record.
AUGACAUCUGCUUACGUUACUCUUUUAACUGGUCAAGGUUAUUUACCAGGGGUAUUAACUUUAGGUAAGAAAUUAAAAGAAUUAGGUACUAAACAUAAAUUAGUAAUUCUUUUAGAUUCAAGUUCAAUUCCACAAGAUUCUCAAGAUUUAAUUAAUGAAGUUUAUGAUGAAAUCAUUUCAAUUGAUAAUGAUGUAAUUGUUGCUCCUUUAGGGAAAUUAAAAGAAAAAUUAGAUAGAUCAGAAUUAUCAGUUACUUUUAGUAAGAUUUUAUUAUGGAAUUUAACACAAUUUGAACAAUUAGUUUAUCUUGAUGCUGAUGUUUUACCAUUACAAAAUUUAGAUGAAAUCUUUGAACAAUUUGAAAUUAAUUCAAAUCAAAUUGCUGCAUCUCCAGAUUCUGGUUGGCCUGAUAUUUUUAAUUCUGGUGUUUUUAAAUUAAGACCAAAUACUGAAACUUUUAAUUCUUUAGUUGAGUUUUCAAAUUCUGAAGAAAAUACUUUUGAUGGUGCUGAUCAAGGUCUAUUAAAUGAAUUCUUUGCUAAUGGUAAUAAUUGGAUUAGAUUACCUUAUUUAUUCAAUGUUACUCCAAAUUAUCGUAAUGAUUAUCAAUAUCUUCCUGCAUUCCAUCGUUUCUUUAAUGAUAUUAGAAUCUUACAUUAUAUUGGAGCAGUCAAACCAUGGCAUUAUGAAGAUAUCUUAUCGAGUGAUUUAGCUAAUUUCCAUCAAUAUUGGUGGGAUGAUUUUAACAAAUUCUUUGGUAAUGAUGCUCAUUUGAAAUAUAAAUUAUUAAACUUACCAAGAGGUGAAGCAUCAAAUUUGAAAUUCGCUAAGAAUAAGAAUUUAUGGGAUGUCUCAAAAUUAAUUGGUGGUCCACAAGAAGAUCAAACUGAACAUUCUCCAUUAUUCCCAUGGGAACAUCGUGAGGAGAAGAGAGAAGCCACUCGUGUCUUCCAUCCAACUACUCCACCUGAUGUUGAAGAUGCGGAAGCUACUGAACAACAAGUUGAAGAAGGUUUAGCUAAAGAUAUUGAAACUGUUAAACUUUCUGAAGAAGCUGGUUCAUCCUCUUCAUCUACUAAAGCCGCUCCAUUACUGCAAAACUAUGGAUUUGAAAAGCCAGCUGAUAAGAGUUUUAAUCCUGAUAGAUCGUUAGCUGAAGUUGCUAAAUUACCAUUUAGAUUCUUCUCUAAGGCUAAAGCUAAGAAGGAAGAUAAGUAA